This is a messenger RNA of Meloidogyne enterolobii, 271 nucleotides long. The record is from the annotation of a GenBank genome assembly. Lineage: Eukaryota; Metazoa; Nematoda; Chromadorea; Rhabditida; Meloidogynidae.
AUGGCAAUUGAUAUUUCAAAAAUGCAUCCGUAUAAUAGCCCGGUAAGCCCUUCACUUUUUCCUCAUUUGACAAUUGUUCUGCUUGGAAUUGGUUUGAUUUCUACUGCCUACUUUUUUGUUAAUGGAGUAAGUUUAUUGAUAGUCUUAAUUGUAGUUGAAGCUCUAUAACGACACUCCCCUUAGGCUUAAUUUUUUGACAAGGAUUAGGGAUGAGACGGGGAAGAGGGUAUCGUUAUAAAGGAGCUUCACUCCCCCCUUUUCGAAAACAUCU